CGCGCGAAUGGUUCCCACGCGCACUCGACGGCCUCGACGCUCGAGUGCUCGACGCAACGGGACUGCACGGGACAGUCAAGCCAACGCUAGGUGUCAAACCGAUUCUAAUGUCAUCGCUACGUGAAAGUGUCGGUACGUAACGAGAAGAUUCAGGUAUGGGGAAGACUACGAGGGUAGUCGUUUGCGGGAUGAAAGGAGUCGGUAAGACCGCUUUGCUGGAGCAGCUCGUAUAUGGAAAUAUCGACGCGAAAACGGAAAUUCAUCCCACAAUCGAGGACAUUUAUGUCGCCAACAUUGAGACUGAUCGCGGCACAAAGGAGAAGGUCAGGUUCUACGACACAGCUGGGCUGGAAUCUCUACAGAGCAAUGUAAAUAAUCAGCAGCUUCCACGACACUAUCUCGGCUUCGCCGACGGCUAUGUCCUGGUGUACGACACUGGCAAACCCGAAUCUCUCGAUGUGCUCUUCCCGCUGAAGAAGGACAUCGACAAGAAUAAGGAUAAGAAGGAGAUAACUGUGAUCGUGAUUGGUAAUCGAACGACGAAAACCGAUGCCGCGUUGAAUAACUUGGAGAACACUGUGAGCAAAGCGGCUAACUGGUGCACCAGAGAGAAAGUUAAGCAUUACGAGGUGAAUAUCAUGGAUAGGCCUACUCUAUUUGAGGCAUUCGUGCAUUUGUCGUCCAAGCUUAAUCCUCCCGCUAAUAAAAGUACAUUUUCGCAAUUAAGUAUGGGUAGGAAGACUGUCAAGACCGAAGCGCAGUGAUGCUUGCUUAGAAAUUUAAUCAAUGUUGAUUCGGAUAAACAGCAAUAUGAAUCCCUCGUGAAUUUUGUACUCAGGUAUAAUGUAUUUAACGAUAGUUAAACGCUACAAUGAAGAUAUGUUUUGAGAUCUCAACGGUAUAUAUAUACUUUUCUGUUAAUUUUGGAUAUAUGUGAUAUUAGAAGUGGGAUAAAUGGAACUUGUAGUCAUGAAGACCAUGAAUUUUAUGCAUUUAAUAUGUACUUAAAAUACCAACAACUUUGCUGGUUCAAAGCCUUGUUCAAUAGAACAUUUAUUUAAUCGAAUGAAUGCAAAUACAAAGCUAUUAAAAUACAAAUUCGUCAAUAUUUGACUUUAUGGCUGCGUUAUCACAUUUGUUACUUAAAAAACUUAUUUUUAGUCAUUUGAAUGCUAUAUAGUGCUAUAAUGCUAUAAAAAUUUAUUAAAUCUCUUUAUGGAUUUAUAUGUACUUAAAUCGCUCGACAGUACUGAAACUAUAGUUAAGUUUAAAAGCGAAAUUAUUGUAAAAAUGAUAUUCUAUACUUAUUACAAUUACAGUUGUGAUUAUAUUAAUAACAAAUUAUUAUUUGU
Messenger RNA from Temnothorax curvispinosus, 1352 nucleotides. It is a transcript of the gene kappaB-Ras, whose product is annotated as NF-kappa-B inhibitor-interacting Ras-like protein. Gene Ontology annotation, biological process: canonical NF-kappaB signal transduction. The record is from RefSeq and is a predicted model, not a curated record. Bases 156 to 764 code for a protein of 202 amino acids. Lineage: Eukaryota; Metazoa; Arthropoda; Insecta; Hymenoptera; Formicidae. Gene Ontology annotation, molecular function: GTP binding; GTPase activity. The transcript is spliced from 2 exons.